Molecule: messenger RNA, 2552 nt
Organism: Acomys russatus (golden spiny mouse)
Lineage: Eukaryota; Metazoa; Chordata; Mammalia; Rodentia; Muridae
Gene: Tbx2
Product: T-box transcription factor 2
Exons: 7
Coding region: 49-2190 (713 amino acids)
Biological process (GO): positive regulation of DNA-templated transcription; regulation of transcription by RNA polymerase II; cell fate specification
Cellular component (GO): nucleus
Molecular function (GO): RNA polymerase II cis-regulatory region sequence-specific DNA binding; DNA-binding transcription factor activity, RNA polymerase II-specific
Source: RefSeq, a predicted model, not a curated record
GCCCCCGGCCCCGGCCCCGGCCCCCGGGUGCCUGGGCCGGAUGUCCCGAUGAGAGAGCCGGCGCUGGCAGCCAGCGCCAUGGCUUACCACCCGUUCCACGCGCCACGGCCCGCCGACUUUCCCAUGUCCGCCUUCCUGGCGGCAGCGCAGCCCUCCUUCUUCCCGGCGCUAGCGCUGCCGCCCGGCGCGCUGGCCAAGCCUCUGCCCGACCCCGGCCUGGCGGGGGCGGCGGCAGCAGCGGCAGCAGCAGCGGCGGCGGCCGAGGCGGGGCUGCACGUCUCGGCACUCGGCCCGCACCCGCCCGCCGCGCAUCUGCGCUCGCUCAAGAGCCUGGAACCGGAGGACGAGGUGGAGGACGACCCCAAGGUGACGCUGGAGGCCAAGGAGCUGUGGGACCAGUUCCACAAGCUGGGCACCGAGAUGGUCAUCACCAAGUCCGGGAGGCGGAUGUUCCCCCCCUUCAAGGUGCGAGUCAGCGGCCUGGACAAGAAGGCCAAGUACAUCCUGCUGAUGGACAUCGUGGCUGCGGAUGACUGCCGAUAUAAGUUUCACAACUCACGGUGGAUGGUAGCAGGCAAAGCCGACCCGGAGAUGCCUAAGCGCAUGUACAUCCACCCGGACAGUCCGGCCACGGGCGAGCAGUGGAUGGCCAAGCCGGUGGCCUUCCACAAGCUGAAGCUCACCAACAACAUCUCGGACAAGCAUGGCUUUACAAUCCUGAACUCCAUGCACAAGUACCAGCCUCGCUUCCACAUCGUCCGAGCCAAUGACAUCUUGAAGCUCCCGUACAGUACCUUCCGCACCUACGUCUUCCCAGAGACGGACUUCAUCGCUGUCACUGCCUACCAGAAUGACAAGAUUACACAGCUGAAGAUCGACAACAACCCGUUUGCCAAGGGCUUCCGGGACACCGGGAACGGCCGUCGGGAGAAAAGGAAGCAGCUAACGCUGCCGACUCUCCGCUUGUACGAAGGGCAUUGCAAGCCGGAGCGUGACGGCGCUGAAUCCGACGCCUCGUCCUGCGACCCUCCGCCUGCGCGUGAACCACCGCCUUCCCCCAACGCAGCGCCCAGUCCCCUGCGCCUGCACCGGGCCCGAGCAGAGGAGAAGCCGUGCGCAGCCGACAGCGACCCUGAGCCCGAGCGCCCGGGCGAGGAGCGCGCCGCAGCGUCCCUAGGCCGCAGCCCUACGCAGGACGCCAGCCCUGCUCGCUUGACCGAACCCGAACGCUCCCGGGAGCGGCGCAGCCCGGAGAGGGGCAGCAAGGAUCCGAGCGAGGGCGGUGGGGACGGCCCGUUUAGCCUGAGGAGCCUGGAGAAGGAGCGCGCCGAGGCCCGGAGGAAGGACGAGGGGCGCAAGGACGUGGGCGAGGGCAAAGAGCCAAGCCUGGCGCCGCUGGUGGUGCAGACAGACAGUGCGUCCCCCUUGGGUGCGGGCCACCUGCCCGGCCUGGCCUUCUCCAGCCACCUGCACGGCCAGCAGUUCUUUGGGCCGCUGGGAGCUGGCCAGCCCCUCUUUCUGCACCCAGGACAAUUCGCGAUGGGACCCGGAGCCUUCUCCGCCAUGGGCAUGGGUCAUUUGCUAGCCUCGGUGGCUGGCGGCGGUGGCAAUAGUGGAGGCGCCGGGCCUGGAACCGCGGCGGGGCUGGACACAGGCGGGCUGGGUCCCGCAGCCAGCGCCGCAAGUACCGCGGCGCCCUUCCCGUUCCACCUCUCCCAGCACAUGCUGGCAUCUCAGGGAAUCCCAAUGCCCACUUUCGGAGGCCUCUUCCCCUACCCCUACACUUACAUGGCAGCAGCGGCCGCCGCCGCCUCCGCUUUGCCCGCCACCAGCGCUGCAGCUGCUGCCGCGGCCGCCGCUGGUUCCCUAUCACGGAGCCCAUUUCUGGGCAGUGCCCGGCCCCGCCUGCGCUUCAGCCCCUACCAGAUCCCUGUCACCAUCCCACCUAGCACUAGCCUCCUUACCACCGGGCUGGCGGCGGAGGGCUCCAAGACUGCGGGCGGAAAUAGCCGUGAACCCAGUCCACUGCCUGAGCUGGCUCUCCGAAAAGUGGGGGGCCCAUCCCGCGGGGCCCUAUCGCCCAGUGGCUCAGCCAAAGAGGCGGCCAGUGAACUACAAAGCAUCCAGAGACUGGUGAGUGGGCUGGAGAGCCAGCGAGCCCUCUCCCCAGGCCGGGAGUCGCCCAAGUGAGGGGCUGCUUGGCUCUGCUGGGCUGCCACACGACCCUCCCGGGCUGGGCUGUCUGCCUCGACUGCUUGGGACGCGUACAGCACAGAAUGGGUAUUUAUUUAAAUAAAGGAGGAAAAGCAGGCUUUGGCGGUCAGAACAGAGCCUCUCGUGGCAGGUCUGGGGUGUGGGCUGCUUCCCUGGCGUCUCAACCCCGGAACAGUCACUCCGGAUCCCCUGGAUUUGAUCCAGAUAUGCUUGAGAGUCAAUUACGGGGGCACCCCUUUCUUUCCGAGCCCAGCGGUCCCUUUGGAGGCCACAACACGCAUAAGGUAGCGAUGUAAAGCAUCUUCGUAAAGCAUCCCACAAUCCUUGGCCUUGGGCCU